AGCACUCAUCAUCUGGAGCAAAAAGGAGCGGGAAGUUGAUCAAAACAGACAGUUGUGAGUUUAAUAGCUACAGACAGGGACGAGUCUGCCAGUGACAAGUGUUGACUGUCAGUCAGAGGGGAAGUUUCAGACUUCUCUGUCUGAGUUGUAUUGGAAAAUUGGUCCCCGAAGGUUCCUGUGAGUGUGAGCACAAGCUUGUGUUGGACUGGUUGUACAAGCGCUCAUCUGUUAUGCCAGGGUUUUUGGAGGCAAGACAAGCAAGGCUUGCAAUCAUGGAUUCUGUUUUCAUCAUGGAAGACUUGAAUGAGUACUACUACAGACAAUUGGCUGCAAGCAUUCAGGAUGCCGAUCUCCAGCAGAAGUUGGAUUUUGAGAUCAAGAUGCGAGACGGCACCACCAAACUGCUGCAGGCCUGCAAGCACGAGGCCCAGGCUGUGGAGGCUGCCAAGAACCUGCUCACCUCCAACACAAGAAUGAUGGCGUACAUGAGUGAGCUACAGAGACGUAAGACAGCAGAGGUGAUGGGGAAGGAGAACUCAGAAGCAACCAACGGUCAUCAGGCCAGGGAGCCAUGUAAAGCCAAGGUUGCAGUAUCAGACAUUCGUAUCCCCCUGAUGUGGCGUGAGCCUGAGCUGUCUAAGACCCGUGGAGAGGGGCGGAGGUGUGCAGUGUUCUGUGUGCUGAAGCAGGGGCUGAACAUACAGGACACACAGCUGGUGCAUGUGGACAGGACCAUGACAGACAUCACCUUUGAUGACAUCAUUGUUUUUGAGGAUGUUGUGCAUGACUUCUCGCUGACAGUAGAGGUGUACUACACAGUGUUGGAGGAUGACCUGGCCUUCGCCAGCACACCCAGGAAAAUCAAACACAAGAUCAACAGCAUGUCUGCCUCCAUAGGCAAGUCUAUGGGCAAGAAAGUACAGGCUUAUUUGGAAAGAUCAGACUCUGCUCCAGGAUCCAACCCUUGUAACAUAGGUCCCAAGUUCCACCUUGCUGCUAGUGUUGAACUCAGUCUCCGAGAUGCCAGUGACUCCAUCAGAACACAUGACCUCAGUGUGGGCUCAAAAGACAGUAGUAGCCACAUCUCCCUGUAUGGGAAUCUUUGUUGCCGGCUGGCCGUCCAGCCCAGGUGCAUGGUGGAGGAAUGUGCUGCUGGCUUCCUCAACUUACAGGAACUACCAAAUGAGGAGAUGGUGGGUGGCCUGCCCAACUGGACCAGGAGGUGGUGUGUACUGAAGGGGCCGUACCUCAGGACCUGGGCUUACCCUGAGGAGAUGGAGGAGAAAGAACCACUCCUGUCACUACACAUCAGACAGGACACCAGAGUGGUUGAGGUUGACAAGAUGACGAUGAAGAGACCGAACAGUUUUGACGUGAUCACCCGAGUGUCAGGAGAGGACCAGCCCCACAUCUUUGCUGCUGACACCAAGGAGGACAGGGACACCUGGGUACAGGCAUUCCAGCGGCACUUCGCUCAUGCAGAAGCAUGGCAGCAGGCGUACCACUGUAUGAUGCCCAUCCACGUCCCCACACCCUGCAAGCUGCCGGCUUUCCUCAGGAAGGGAUCGCUGUAUGAUGAUCUGUCUGUGGACUCACCCACCAAAGAUUCCGUGGAAUUCUCCAGUGAGGAUGAUCGGAUAUCCCAGAGUUCCCUGGGCUCCCGAGGGUCGGGGGACGAAGUCUUCAACACUUCAGAAAUGAUGAUGGCACCACCAUGGGCACUGCUCUUCCAGGGCAAGGCCAUCAAAGUGACCAAACCCAACGCAGCUUCCGAUGACUCAGCCGAGGUCAGUACCAAGCCCAUCCCAGCUGAGAGAAGACUUGUCCAGCAGGCCAGGACAGACUCCACCAGUAGCAGUGACUCCCUCCCAGUGGUCAAACCCGUGCCGUCCCCUCGCUCCAACAAGGUGACCACAGGCUCAGCAUCCUCACAGGAGUCGGGGGGAACCCCAAGGGAGAAGCCUGUACCAGCGAAACGACAGGGCAGGGGGACGUCCUCAGGGUCAGAGUCAUCAGGAGCAGAGCAGACCUCGGAGACAGCCGCUAAGCUCCCCAGACCGCAGGAGCGGGGAGGGAAGGUCUCCGGGUCGGAGUCGUCUGAUGACGGCUCGAGUGGCAGAGGGAGUAUCUCGAGUGGAUCUGGCACUACAAACCCACCUCCUAAACCUCCCAGGCUGGCCGGGGGGUCUACUGGAGAUAGGUAGUCACACAGGUACAAUCAGUCUAUAAAGUUUACCCUUCAUUCAAAAGUCUUGACCUCAGAUUUUGGACUAUAAAGCUGCACUUUUGAACCUUGAUGUGUCAGCAAUAUAAGUGAAGGGCAUAAGAUUGUUUUUUCUCUCAAUUUAGCAUUUGAUUCUGUACAAUAUAAAAAAAGAGACGUUUUCCAGAUAUUCUUUGAUACAUCAUAAUUUGUACAGGAGUGCAGAAUUUUGGAUUGUGAACGCCUCAUGUAAAAAAUUAAGAAAAAAAGUCAGACAGGUCUAAAUUUUUUUGUAGCAUCUCAGUUCAUACCUCCUAACUCCAAUGUCUGGUUUUGUAUUUCUUUCAACUUCCCCAUCAUCACAAAAAGUGUCACAUGUAUUGUCUUAUUAUUCUAGAUGAUAAAUUAUGAAAGAUAUCCAAAUGUAAUUCUCACAGGACUUUGACUUUUGGAGAAUUGCGCACCAGCAAAACCAGGCGCCAAAGGACAAAUAACAACCUGAACAUUUGGCCAAGUUUGUUUUGUCUUUGUCAAAGUGAACUUUUGAACCGCCCCCACCACAAAGAGUGCUCCCUCUGAAAAAGUGCUUGUUUUGCAUUUUGCCUUUGUUCUCAUAUAGUCGUUAGUGUAAACAUACAGGUGCGCUAACAAUAAAACACACAAGACCACUGGCAGCAGAGAAAUUCACAUUAGUAAAACUUCCUUUAUUGAAAAAUAAAUCAUUUAUGAUCAGGAUCGCCUUGUUUAUAUGAUAAAGAAUGACACUGUUGAUAUGAUGUACGAGUUAGUGAAGCAAAGGCUAUGAAAGGGUUAUUGGAGAGCAUGGAGUGCUGUAUCUCAGGCAAACUCCCAACAGCAAAUAUGCUCACCUUUGAUAUGUGAACAUUUAGAGUACAUGUAUUUUGUUGCUAUUCAAGUGCUUUAUACUGAGGUGCUAGUUUAAAAACAAUUGACACAAUUUAGAUAGCAAAGGUAACCAUAACAAAUAGAUGUCGUAAUGUAGAAAGAAAAUUGAUAUUUUGUACUUUUCGCCUCUUUCAGAAUGUAUGUACAAACAGGAGUCUCAAUUGUUUCUGCUUAUGCUUUGAAGCUUAAAUUUUCAAGAUGUCUUGGACCUAAUGUUAAGCCCUAGCGUGUUGAAAAAUCCUCAAAGCUUUGUUUUGUAAGGAUUGGGGCACAUAAUUGUGUGUAAAUGUAUUAUUGUGGAAACCUGAUGUUUUUGGCAAUGCUCUCAGGGAGCGAGCCCAUCCAUUCAUCAUGUGUGCAAUUGUAUCAUGUUGAUGAGAUUAUAUCAAAGUGCCUGUUUUUGUCCUGUCAGAUAUACAUGUAACACUAAGAAGCCACAAACAAAGCUUUUCCACAAAUUUUGAGGUGAUAUGCAUUGCCCAAAUCAUAACAAUUUUGCAAAACUUCUCGGUUAUGAUUUUUCUCAACCAGAGAAAUUAUGGAAAAGCUGUGAGAGAUCUCAUACAUGUAACUAUAACCUAAUGUUAAGUAGAAAUUGUAAGAAAUAAUAACUUUGUACAAAAUGUAUUGUCAUAAAAUUUUAUUUUUGCAAUCUGUAAAUUUUUCUCAACAUUUCUUUUUUUUGCCUCCAUUGUCAGUGUUACAAUACAGCUUCCAUACUGAUGUAUAGCACAAUAACAUGCUGCGAUGCAGCCAAACUCUGCCAAAAGAAGUCAAAACUGUAAAUCAUAAAUGUAAAACAGCCACUGAAAAUGUGUUUUUGUUUUCUAGCAGCAAAUCUGUUACGUAGACUGUUUACACUCAUACACUGUGAACAUGACUUCUUUGUGACAGUGUUAUACUUUGCUAAGGACUGUACUUAUUGUAAUAUGUGAGAGAACAACUAAUGCAUUAACUUCUAAUCAAGAGAAAGUGUUCUAUUUAAUGUACAUUCGAUGUUAUGUUUUAAAGUUCAAUAAAGAAGCUUGCAGGAACAUA
Messenger RNA from Branchiostoma floridae (Florida lancelet), 4147 nucleotides. Its product is annotated as rhotekin-2-like. The coding region runs from base 231 to 2204 and encodes 657 amino acids. Lineage: Eukaryota; Metazoa; Chordata; Leptocardii; Amphioxiformes; Branchiostomatidae. The record is from RefSeq and is a predicted model, not a curated record. The transcript is spliced from 15 exons. Gene Ontology annotation, cellular component: actomyosin contractile ring. Gene Ontology annotation, biological process: septin ring organization; mitotic cytokinesis; actomyosin contractile ring assembly.